AAAUGACGCAAAAACGUUUUCCUCCGCGUUCCGCGUUCAAAUCAAACGAGUAGCAAGUCGCGUUCGGUUCUGGAUGAUUCCUGGUUUCGUUGUGCUACGGCGAAAUAAAAUCCGCGAAAUUAAGCCUAAAUUCACGACUAAAAGUAACGUCGAACUGUGUCCGCCGCUGAGUGGAAGUGUGUUCUAGUGGAAUGUGCUGAAAUUUGUGUGGGAAAAGUCGCGAAAGUUGCGUUAAUUCGGUGACGAAGUUUGCAAUUCCCAGUCGCUGUGAGGGGUCAAGGUGAACCGCGAACAACACUCCUCUGUCGCCUCUGCUCGAUGGGAAUUGGAGCUCCAAAAUGAGUAAUAAUCGCAGCAAAUAUACGUCGUUCAACGAUCUGAGUGGAGUUAAUCUGAGCCGUACGCUGAGCAGCCCGGUGGCGGAAUCGACACACCUGGAUGGCCCGAACAACCGGAGCGGGUUGUUUGCCAGUCCGGGCAAAGUGGUCGGCAGCAGCAGUGUCAAGCGGAAGCCAACGUCACCACUGUUCAACAACAGCCGGACCAGCUUCAAAAGCAGUGGGAACCUGAACAGCUCCUCGGUGGGAUUCGGUCGGAUCGAUCCACAGGUUUACACGGAUGCUCAGAGCCGCGGGUUGGUCAAUCGCUUGGUGAAGUACCAUGACCGGACGCAGUCCCCACUGAACAGGAGUCAAUCGAUGACCAGCUUGUACAACAAACCGGGUCAGUUCCCGGUGGUGCAUCUGAAGAAAACAGAAAUUAAGUAUUCGCCCCGGCGGAACAACUCCGUGACGUCGGUCCGGAUAGCACCGCCGGAGAAGUCAGUGUUUCAAGCGAACACCCGGUCGAACAUUCUGCGGGCGGGAUCGUUGUUGAUUCCGGCUGAGCCACAUUUGAAGAUGUCGCGGGGGGAGGAUGAAAUCGAUGCCGAGAAUCGGGUCAUUGCACCGACAGCGGAGCUGGAUCCAGCACCGACCAAGAGCGUUUUGGAUGCACUGAAGGAAAUUUCCCGGAAGAGGAUCAAUAACGAAGAACUGGAUGCGGAUAGAAUUAAGAAGCAGUGCAAGGAACUUUCGGAAGUUGAUUCCGGAGGUGGGGGUGGAACGAAGCGAGCUCGAGAGCUACCAUCGUCGGCGUCGCCGCCGUCGAAAGGAUCCAACGAACAGCAGUUGCAGAAGAAGCGAUUGUGCUGCAAGAACAAUGAUAUUUUAAGUUCGCUCAGUUCCAGUUUGGUGAUGAGCACGCCCAAAAGAGUGGAACCGAUUCCGUCGAGGCCACGAGGACUGAAUAUGGAUCAGAGAUUUGCCACCAAUGUGGCCACACCUAUUGGACUGAAUGCAACAGUGGCAACCGAAAGGAAAAUUGAAUCCCGAGAGCCGGCAGCAUUAAGCCGAAUAGAGUCGGCUCCAUUGCCUCAGAUUGUGAGAAGAGUUCCGGAAAUUUUCCCACCGGUACGACCGAAACCAACUCAACCUAAGAUUACUCUGUUCAAUAAGAAGUAUGAUGAAACGUUGGUGAGGCCGGUGGUAAGUGACAACGAAGAACAAGAGGACGACGAGGAACUGGGCGGUCGAAUCAGCUUCAUAAAGCCAAAGGAGAGAUCCCCGAUUAUGAAUAGUGAUAAGGCCGCCUUGAAGCAGGUUGAAAAGUCGAAGCUCUCACUGAUCCUCAGUUGUUUGAGCGAGGACUUUGACGACGAGGAAGAGCCCCCAAAACCAGUCAUAAGUGCCCAUAUAAUAGCAAAGGAUACAGUCGAUGCGCCACCAGCGUUGCCCAAGGUCGAAGAAAAGAAACCGGAAGUGACCACGAUCGCUAAACCGAGUGGAAUCGCUGCCUUGAUCAGUGAGCCUAUCAAAGAUCCUGGUUUAGGUAAAAUAGAGCCACCAAAACCGGCAAUGCCCAAACCAAGUGAGCCACCUAAAUCAAACGGUGGAUUUAGCUUUGGAACACCUACCAAGUCAACGGACAGUAAUGCCACUUUCAGCUUCCAAACCCCAACGAAACCUGCUGCUGCUCCCGUAGAAGCCAAGGCUCCGGAGAAACCAACCGGAGGUUUCUCAUUUGGAGCCACACCAGCUGUCCCAACAUCCAGCGCUCCGAAAUCCGACGCUCCUCCUGCUUACACCUUCCCCACGGCAAGUUCGACUUCCAUUGCCGCGUCGGUUCCAGCUACACCUUCCGGAUUUGGCUUCACAACAUCUCCUGCAUCCUCAGCAGCCACAACAAAGCCCACUUCUGCAACUCCUAGCCUUAUCAGCUUCUCACCGGCCCCAACGUCCAAAUCGGAGCCGCCUAAAACCGGCUUCUCGCUGCUACCAGCCAUUUCGACCAACGCUUCGUCCGGAAGUCCUCAAAAUACCUUAACCACCACCAAGUCCCCGAUCCCAGCUUUCGGGAGUGGUUCCGGAUUCAGCGCUUUCAAACCUCUGUCUCCAAACGCUUCCUCCACUGUAACCGCGAGCUCUGCAUCCUCUGCAGUUCCCUCUUUCGGAGCAUCAACUUCCGGUACUACGACACCCGCUACCACCCUGACAUCCGCGGGUGGCUUCUCAUUCGGUACCAGCAACAUCCCGAAACCAGCAAUGUCAUCAUCCCCAGCUACGGCAACAACCACAAGUGCAUUCUCGUUCGGCGGAGCGAGUUCCGCGGCACCUCCGGCUUUCGGAGGAGCAACUUCCACCAAUUCCGCGGCACCUCCAGCUUUCGGAGCCACCAGCACGGCGGCACCCAAAUUCGCAUUUGGAACGACCUCCACGUCCGCCAUUCCCUCGUUUGGAGCCGCCACUACAACAACCACGGCUGCACCGGCGGCGACACCGUCCUUCGGUGGCUUCGGAGCGGCAACGACCGCCGCUCCUCCUACGACGGCACCUCCAGCAUUCGGAAGUGUUGCCAGUUCCAACUUUUCCACGGUGACUUCGCCUUCGGCAGGCAUUUUCGGGGCUGCAGCCUCCGCCACCAAACCGACCACCACAUUCGGUGCGGUUCCAACCGCAAGCUCCAGCUUCUCGUUCGGUGCCACAGCGCAACCGUCUGGCAUCACUACCGCAAACAGCACCAGCGGAGCAUUUUCGUUUGGAAGUGCAGCUCCAACGCCCACUACAACAGCAGCGGCAGCAACAGCACCGGUGGCAGCCGCUAGCAGUAACAUCUUUGGCAGCGCUACUAGCAGCAGCAGCAGCGCUGGAGCGGCACCGAGCUUUGGUGCGGUACCUUCGUUCGGUACAAGUUCUGCACCGGCUUUUGGGGCCAGCGCUGCUAGUCCACCCGCGUUCGGUAGUUCCAGUGCCAGCGCGGGAGCUCCGGCAGCAUCCGGAUUUGGAGCAGCGCCGGUCUUUGGUGCCGGGUCCGGUUCGUUAGGAACUCCCGCUAAUACAAGUUCCGUAUUUGGUGGAUCCUCAACGGUCACCUCGCCAUUCGGUGCAACCAGCUCGGCACCUGCAGCAGCAACCACCAACAUAUUCGGUGCUGCCAGUUCCAACAAUAACCAAUCCAACACCACCUCUUCAACACCGGCUCCAUUCUCGUUUGGUGCCGCCGCAGCUUCGGCACCCGCUGCAGCGCCUGCUCCAAACAAACCCUUCGCCUUCGGUGGAAUCGGUGCUGCAAACACAACCACCAUCAACAACAAUAACAGCAUUCUUAACACAUCCACUACGGCUGGCAACCCUGUAAAAUCCAACAGUUUUAGCUUUUCAGCUGGAUCAAACUCCACGGCUGCGGCGCCAGCAGCCUCGCAAUCCACGUUCAGCUUUGGAGGUGCCGCCAACAAUUCCGUCUCCCCUCCACCGGCUUUCGGCAGUAACGUUGGCAACACUUCUUCUUUCUCCUUCAAUGCCAACGCCUCCAGCAACACACCCGCCGCCACCAAUCAGGCCAUCGUGAAGCCGUUCUCGUUCGGAACGGCCACUCAACCCGCACCCGCUCCAUCCGCCGCUGGUUCCGGAAUUUUCGGAGCGACUGCCUCGUCCCCUCCACCAGCAUUCAACUUCUCCGCCGGAUCGAACGCCGCUGGCAACCCGGCCGGCACUCCCGUGGCUUCGGCAUUCUCAUUCACCGGUGGCGCAACGGCGGCAGCUCCCGGAGGUCCCUUUGCGAUGCCCAACGGAACGGGGGCACCGGGAGUUCCUGGUGCACCGAUGUUUAGCAUAGGGACCGGCGGUGGCGCUAAUCUACCACCCGGUAGGAGGCCCAUUCGGACGGCAACCCGGCGCCUCAAGUGAUCGCAGCCACACUCACACAGUUAAGCAACGUAACGGUUUAGAUGUCGUAGGUAAUUUGAUACUGUAAAAUUCGUUUGGCACUUUAAGUGUUUUUGUGUACAGAAGAGCAAGCUUAUUACGGAUCCAAUGUUUUCUAUUUUUUGGUCGCUGGCAUAUUACUCAGUCUCGUUUUUUUUCUUACUUUACGUAAAAAAUCUGCUUGUGGAUAAAUUUCUACUAAUCAGAAGGACGAUUGUGUGUUCGUCAAAUCAUCAUGUAAUAAAAGCUAGACCAAAUGGUGAUAUAUUUAACGAAGAA
Molecule: messenger RNA, 4520 nt
Organism: Aedes albopictus (Asian tiger mosquito)
Lineage: Eukaryota; Metazoa; Arthropoda; Insecta; Diptera; Culicidae
Product: ice-structuring glycoprotein
Exons: 4
Coding region: 339-4223 (1294 amino acids)
Source: RefSeq, a predicted model, not a curated record